AAUUGGCUGGAGCAGGGCGGCAGGGUGCGGCAGCCAAUCAGCGCGCGGCUUCUAUAGGGCUUGAGUUAUUAGACGCUGCUCUCAAAACAUCCUUCAUCAGACACCAAGGAGAGGCCAACAGAUGAGGGGAGCCAUUUUUCUGCAAUGGAAUUAAAUGGCCAAGUGGGUUUUUCCUUUGUUGCAAAUGGGGAAUGUUUUUCCUUUGACUCCACCAUCCAGUUCAGGACGCCUCAGUGUUGUGUUUAACAUUUGUCAACAGGCUAAAGGACUCACAAUUGGAAGAAUGAAGAAGACUUUUUAAAAAGAUCUGGAUUUUUCCUUAUGACUUGGAAUCCAUCUUUGUCUUGUAUAACUAGGUCAUAGCACACCAUUAAUGUCAGCAGUUAACAAUUUUGAAUUCCAAAAAACCUAAGUAAACGACAUAUUUAAUUUUUUUCCUCUUUUUUUUUUUCUUGGGUGGGUGGGGGGAGCUUGGAGCUGUCUUAAUCUGUAUUCUCUUGACUGAACAAUAAAUUUUUAUAUAUAUAUAGUUUCCUCUAUUAAACACUUAAACCUGGCCAUCUUAUUAACUCCUUCUGCUCUCUUUUUAACAAGGUAAUGUUUUAAAUGUAUAGUUUUAGGACUAGCGAAAUGGCAGCAACAAAAAAUUGUAAGCAGUCGUUACUCUUUUAAGUUUUUUAAAAACCUUUUACAUUGUAAGUACCCAGUCCAUUCUGUCCUUACGCAGUGCAGUUUUCAUUGUUAAUGUUGCUGAGAUGUCCUUAAUUUUCUGAACCUUCAUCUGCAUGUAUGUCUUUGUCGCUCUUGUCUAACAUAAAACAGUUAAAAUGCUUUUAGACGAUUUUGCUUUUAUACAGCUAGGGUUUUAGCUUUAAGCUUUUGAAAAUGUUUAUAGCAAUAAAUGCUAGUCAGCUUUCUUCCCAGUAACAUGUACACUUUCUUUGAAAAUCUAUCUAUUUGAAGAAAAACAUCUCUGUUUUUCUCGUCUUGGUAGGGGGGUGGGUGAGGGAAAGGAAGACCUCUGUGUAAAGAGACUAAAGCCGUCACAGGAAACUAGAUUAAAACUGGAAAACAAGUCCUAGCUGGUUCGAGCCAAACACCAUCGUUAACUCGGGGGUAUUUUCUAUGGUGGUUGGGAUGGCCGGUGCGUCUUUUGCCUUUUGUUUGAUUUGACUGUGUAUUUUCGCCUUUUGUCUCUUAAUGACGGUCACACCAUUGCUAUAUCCAGAGCAGUAAACAGUCCUCAGCGAAGCCGCCUUUUGCCAACCCAACCCUGGAAAAUUUGCAGAAGUGGAAGGAGCUGAAAAUGCCAUGAGAGUGUAACUUUAAAAAGCUUGAUCUUCCAGACUCCAUGGCACCGGGCUGAGCGGGAUCAUGACCGGAGAAGGGGCCCGGUACCCCCAGAGUGGACCGUCCUCCUUUGGACAGAAGCAGGCCUAGUUUGACAGUCCUCCCACUAAGGUAGGUGUGAGCCCUUUCCCAGCCUGCGAGAGAUAUUUGGGGGGCUUUGGCCUGGAGCCCAGGGAGGGCGGGCACCCCAAACCUGCUAGUCUGGUUCUGCAGCCCUUCCCCCCCACAGAUGUGUGGGACUGAAAUCGGCUGCCUGCUGGGCCUGCUUGGUCCAUCCAUCCCCGCCUGUCAGCUUCCGUUGUCAGGAGUUUGGGGCGUGCAAUUCUUUGCCAUAUUUAGGAGCAUAGGAGAGGCUGCACUUGCAUGUAUUAGGUUGGCCCAAAAGUUAGUUCGGGUCUUUCCGUAACAUCUUACAAAAGCCCGAACGAACUUUUUGGCCAACCCAAUAUUUCCCAGUUGUGUGUUUGGUGGGUGGAGUGCUCUGGAUGCCUCUUCUGAAAGACACAGGCAACUGCCAGGAAACCGGGCCCGGCCCUGGCCCUCCCUUCCGGCCUCCGCUGGGGGCGUGUGGGGUGACUGUGUGAGCUGGCCUCUUCCCCUCUGAUGUCUGGCUGCUAGGGAGGUGAAGAACAGAAAGACCUGAGAUCUGGGCCAGCUUUCUUUAAGAAAGAGGUUUCUUGACUCUUCCCCUUCCAGGGAAUUCCCACGAUUCCACCUCACCCAGGCCCCCCCCCCCCACCAAAAAAAAAAAAGAAAAAGAAAAAGCCCUGUUUGUAGAACGGGAGAAACCCGGAUUUGAAACCUGGCUAGCCAUUUCACCUGCUGUGACCUUGCGUAAGCAGCACAGAUCCUCAGCCCCAGUUUCACCAUCUGCACAGAUGGGUCAGUGAUUGUCAAAGUUGAGUGUGCAGCCGAAUCACACGGGUGGCUCAUUAGAAUCGACUCCGAGGCCCGGUCCUUGAGUUUCUCAUUCAGUAGGUGGGGCCUGAGAGCUUGCAUUUCUAACAAGUUCCCAGGUGAUGCUGAUGCUGCCUUGUGGAGACAUUUUGAGAACCUUUGGGCCAGGUAACACCUGGGGUGUUGUGAGGAUCCAAGCAUGUGCUCUUGGAACCCCGAACUAUUUCUUGGUGCGGAGGUGUCGCUUCGUAGAGAUGGCAGCUCUCUCCUUAUUCUCCUUACGCAAGCUGACAGCAUGCAGUUUCCCCUUCUCUUUAUCUCCAGGAAGCUCCGCAGCUGGAGACAGUGCGGCCCUUGAUCUCUGACCCCUCUCCCACGUGAUCUUUAGUUUGUGAUUACUUUGAUGAGCCAUUUGGGUCCAGGUGCUGCUGAUUGCGCCGCCUCCCCCGUUCGGGCCGAGGCUUGACUUCCGGGUCUAAUAGGCUCUGCUCACUUUUAUCCCAUCCUUCAGUUUGGGGGCUGGAGUGAGGACUGGGGGAGCCGUAGGGCUUGACCCAGAGGUUUUGUUGGGAACGUGUUGGUGCUUAAUCGAGGGAGGCUCUAAGGCAGGCAGCUGUGGGUUUGACUCUCCCCUGUGCUGGUUGACCUUGGGCGAGUCUCCUGUGUAAAGUGAUGAUAAUGAAGCCUGCAGUAAAGGGUGGAGGGCGGAUGAAGUGGGAUUAAGGGGGCCGGCCUCACAGGCUUCACACCAGUUGGCCCCCCUUCGGAGGUGGCUGCGGGGGGUGGGGCUGGGCUGUCCGAGAGCUCCUCCCCCACCAGCCCACCUCGUAGCACGUGGCACAGCCUCAGGGCAAAGGGGAAGGCUGACAUUCUGCAGGCUGGGAGCCAGCUCCAUUUUUACUCCAGUGUGUGAGUUGGGAUGGUGGCUCUUCCUCAAGUCCACAGGCUGUUGUUCCAUGAUGGGUCAUGGUUUGGGGGGUUCCCCCCACCCGGAGAGUAACGUGACUCACCCAAGGUCAGGAGGUCACCACCGGCAGUCAGGAUGAGAUUCCAGGUGUCUUCCAGCCCAGCACCUGUGUGCAUGGCACCCCCUCGCCCCAGCUGCUGGGUUAUUCUGGGCUCCUGCCAGUGCUAGCUGUCUGCUGGCGUCACCGCCUGGGAGCUGGGAAAGCUAUUUGGUUGAAAGUAACCAGCGUGGUACUCUUAGGUCCUUCUGGCUACCAUGCCUUGGCGCCAUGAGGGUCUCCAGAUAAGCUGGAUUUGGUCCAUGCUGUCUUUUGCUGGGGGGCAAGGGGUGCAGCCGACCGCACCUGGCACCAGACUCCCUUCCCCCUACCCAGGGUGAGCACUUUGUAAAAGUUGGCGAGGCUCACAUUAUUAGUAUCAUACGAGCCUUUCCCUCCUUCCACAGUCUGCCCCAAUCCGGCGGUUUAAAUUCGGCUCUGCCAUUGAUGAGUUCAUUCAACUCCCUGGAUUCUCAGGUGACCUUUCUGCCCCCUGAGGGUGUCCUGCAUCCCUUCUGAUAGAGCCCUUGGGGCUCCACGGGGCUGGGGUCUUUAUCUCCCGUGGGCGUUGGAUAGUUAAAUAAUUGAUUUAAACCUUUCCCUCCCAGCAGCAGCUUGGAGGGUUACAGCCAGUUCCUCCACUCCCGCCCUCGGACCAAUUAGGGAACAAUGAGGCGCUCCAUUGUGGUCCGGGUGUGAUUCUUGGAAGGGAGAGGGGUCCCGAUGACCUGGAAGGAUCGUACCCCUCCCCGCUUCCUUUUUUCACCCCCUCUUUCUAAUUUCUUUGUCUGGCACGCCAGUACCUCCUAGGUGAAGGGAGGGGCGGGGCAGCCUAGCAGUCCUCAGACUGGUUCCUCUGCCGAGAGCGUGGCUCCACCCACCGGUCGCCCAGCAAGCUCGGGGCGGGGCUGCUCCUGGCGCCCAGCCGGUGGAGCCUGCCUGGAGAGGGCCACGCCAGCGGAAGGGCGGCCGGAGGUGGCCGGACCUGCCUUCCUACUGGACGCCAGGGGCCCGCCCCUUCCGGCCCGUUGGGCGAGAGCCGAGGCGUGGAGUACGACCUUUUGGACCCCCUGGGUGGAAACUGAACCUCUGCCUGGACUGUGGAGAUGGGCACCCUGCCAUCUCAGAGGCCGCCUGGGUCCAGUGCUGUCUCCAUCUGGCCAGUGACCUCGAUGAGUUCCUACCCCUCCAGGAGUCGUGGUCUCUCCUGUGAAUCAGGAGGAGGAGGUUGGCAGAUAACCUUUGACCUGUCUCUGAGUCUGGCUUUGUGGAGGUAGCUCUUUGUACUCUGGUGGUGACUCCCCUGAGCCCACCACCACAUGUUGAGCCUGGAGAGAGUCCUGGGACAGGGAUAGACAGCCUUGAUCCCCCAGGCUGCGCUGGGCCACCUCCCAUCCCUGGGGCCCCAGAGGAUGGUCAGUUACUUCUGUCUCACGUGGGGUGGAUGACCCCUCAGGUGUGUAGUGACCUCCCAGAGUAUGCUGAGGCACCAGGGAAGUGGAAGCCAUUAGCAUUGUCGUUAACGUCCCAGUCCUGACCUGUGUUGGCCGGACCUUUCCCUGACAAGACAGAAGUGGAUCUGGCCCUACUUCUCUCUUGUGGUCAGUUGGCCUCACUAGAUCCCAGGCCUAGAUGUGAGCACAAAUCAGUUCACCCCCGCAGGUGCCACCUGCCAGCUCCCCUAGGCUUCUGUGUCUCAACAGCUUUGUGGCAAGAACCAGUUUAAAGAAUUUUUUCUUACCCUCCUAAAUCUCUCCAGGAAUUCCUGGUGAAUAGAAGAAUGGCAUGGGUCCUCGGAACAUUUUGCAGGUAAGGGAGUAGGGCUCCCCGGGCCCGUGGGUGUUCCCAGUGCCUCAGCUGGCCUGCCCUGGCACAGCACCUCCAAGGAAGCUCUGAGCAGCUGGCCUGGCUGCUGGGUAUUUUUAGCUACAGAUCCAGCCCCUACACCACCACUGGAGCCAGGUCCAAAUCAAACACGCUCCAGGCAGGGUGGGGCUGGGGCUCUGUGCCAGCCUCUCAGCCAGGCAGGGGUGGGUGGGCAGGCUGGGGCCAGUGUCAGCUGUCCUGCCUGGACCUGGGCCGGCCUGGGAAGACCUGCUUUCGUGUAAGUCAUUUUUUCUGUUAUAAGUUGAAAUCCAUUAGUUAGACAGAAAAGGUGGAAACCGAGGUCUGAGGAUUUUGAGGAAAAGUUAAGUGCCCUCUCCCUACGGGCUGGAGCAGUUCCCACAGUUUGCUCAGAAUGGGCAAACUCUAAGUGAGUUCUCUCAAGGCCCUUCCCAGAUGAGGUAGUCUUACUCUCCCAGUCACUCCCUGAGCUUCAGGGUAUCUGAUGUGAGGUCAGGCCUGUGCCUGGCUCAAAGGUAAGUGGUCCUCCCCUCCCUCAAAGCCCUCUUCCAUCCUCCCUCUCCCUGAGUGAUGGCUUCCUCCCCCUCCUCUUCUGCCAGCCCCAGGCUGCCACUGUGUAGAGAUGGCCCCAGCUCUGUCCUCACCAGCCAAUCACAGCUCCCCCCUGGUCACCGGAAAGAGCUUUGGCUGGGCUCCUCUGUUCAGAGCCUCUGUCUGACACCCAUCUUGAGCCUGAUAGCCAGGCCCCUGUGAUCUAACCCUCACCACCUUGACAACCAUGUCUGGUCUCCCUCCUCAUGCCCCAGCCACUGCCAAACCUGAUGGGGUUUCCAGCCACCAUGCAUUUACUCAGGCUGGGUACCCAUCCUACUUCCACUGGCCCUUCCUGCCAGCACUGCCAAGCUUAGUUCAUGUGUUGCCCAGCUCUCAACUUCCUCUGAACCCCACGGGGGCUUCGGUGUCUGAAUUGUUCUCAUCUCGCAGACUCCUUUAGACUGCUUCCCCCAGGACUGAGUUCCUCAAAGGCAGGAACACAAUUGCCUCUCAAUAAACGUGUGCUGCAAAGAAGGAAUGAAUGAAUUGCUGUAUAUUUGUCUAGGGGUGCUUGACCCAGCAGAUGCCCUCUGGCCCGGUGACAGAGUAGGGCUUUCCGCUUAAGAACCUGGAGCUGGGUCUUCCCAGCUCUGGGCUCUUUGGGGGCUUCCUGGGGCAGUCUCUGCUGCCAUCUGGUGGUCAGAUUAUGCCUUGCAUUCUCUGAAAACGUUGACCUGGCAUUUAUGGUGCCAGGUUGACGAUUUCCUUUCCGAAGUAAAAUUUACCUGAUCCUUGCUGAGUACCUGAAAGUGGGGAAUCUUCUGGGUGGGAUGAGGGCAAGAAGAUCCUGAAUCCUGCCAGCCCUUCUCUGAGGAAACUGUCAGAUGUCCUACCCCAGCUGGGAAAGAUUCUGCUCUCUCACCUAGCCAUGUCCCAGUGCCUGCCUGGUACAUGCCUGAUCCUGGGGGGUCCCUCUGCCACUCCUGACCACUGGCCUGGUUUGUGCAAAAGACAGUCCAAGGGAGGGAAGGGGUGGGAGGCAGGGGUGGUUUUGCCCAGACGCCCUGAUAGUACCUGGCCAGAGUGAAUGCUCAGUAAAUAGCAGUUUGGGUCCGGGGGUUGAGGAGAAAGCUUGGGAUGAAGGAUAUGUGGCUGCUGGCUGGAGAACACAAAUUUCUUGGUGGGAGCAGGGUUAUCAGUCUCCAAAGUGGACGGAAGGGGGCCCAGCUGAUCUCAACUAGAUUUACCUUGACCUUCCCCUUCCCCUUCUCGACGGCGUCUUGCUUGGUUCCCACGCCUCUGGGCCUUGCUAGAAAGAGGUUCCCGCCCGCUUGGUUUGGGGCCAACCCUCGAAAGGGUUCUGGGGCCACUCACCUGUUACCAAAGUUGCGCCGAGGCCAUCGCCCGGCAGAGGGCGCCAGAUCUCCACCUUUGGGAGGUGGGGUGAUAGGGCGCCGCCGCCAGUGCUGCCUGCUCCCGGCUAUGGACAACCCUGGGGCCCCAGCCCCGACUGCCGCCCCGGGCCCGGGCAAGAAGCAGCUGAAAAUCGUGGUUGUGGGCGACGGCGGCUGCGGCAAGAGUUCGCUGCUCAUGGUGUACAGCCAGGGGUCCUUCCCCGAGCACUACGCCCCAUCCGUGUUCGAGAAGUACACGGCCAGCGUGACCGUGGGCAGCAAGGAGGUGACCCUGAACUUAUACGACACCGCCGGGCAGGAAGAUUAUGACCGGCUGCGGCCCCUGUCCUACCAGAACACCCAGCUCGUGCUCAUCUGCUAUGACGUCAUGAACCCCACCAGCUAUGACAACGUUCUCAUCAAGUGGUUCCCGGAGGUCACCCACUUCUGCCGUGGGAUCCCUAUCUUGCUCGUUGGCUGCAAGACAGACCUGAGGAAAGACAAGGAGCAGCUGCGCAAGCUCCGGGCGGCCCAGCUGGAGCCCAUCACCUACACGCAGGGCCAGAGCGCCUGCGAGCAGAUCCAAGCCGCCCUCUACCUGGAAUGUUCUGCCAAGUUUCGGGAGAACGUGGAGGACGUCUUCCGAGAGGCCGCCAAAGUUGCCCUCAGUGCUCUGAAGAAAGCACAGCGGCAGAAACAACACCGCCUGUGCCUGCUGCUUUGACACCUCCCGGCGGGGCCCAUGGCCCUCACGAUAGAACUGAGAGGACCCAGGUCCCCAGCUCCAGACUACUCCCCGGAUCCUGCACCCUCCCCAGCUCUCGAAGGGCACUCGGAGUCGGGCGUCUCCAGGGCCUGGUGUCUGGAGCCUGUGGCCAGGCUCUUGGAACAUUCUGGAACUCUCUCCUUUCCCAGCUGGGGCUCUGACCACGAGCUCCCCUCCAGCCUGCAUGGUGGUGGUGAGCGAGGGUGCUGGACUCAGUCCCUCUGUACCCUGGAACUAGCAUUUGUCCCCAGGACUCAGGAGUGCCCUCAUCACUACCAACCCCCAGCUGUGUGUCCCCUUCUGCACACCCAAUAGGUCCUCAAAGCCUGUGCUUGAGAUGAGAAAUGACGUCUGGUAUGAGGAUAAAUGUGGACUUGGCAGCGUUCCACACGGCCCCCAAGCCUGCUCUCCCCAGUCACCCGCCUCCCUGGUUUCCUGAGAUAGGCACGGCUGCAUCCUCCAGCUUCUUGCUUCCUCCCCGCAGGAACUCAGGCACCAGGAUGGGACCGAGGCCUAUCACAAGAACACAGGCCCCAGCCCCAAACGUGGGGGGCCGGCACCAGCCCCCUCCCUCCUCCCUGCCAAACAGAGGACUUAAGUCUCAGCCCUCGGCUUGGCCGCCAUCUUUCCAGAGCUGGACGCACAUGAGGCAGAGAAGAACCUCUCUCAAAAAGCAAAAAGUAUUAUCUGGCUGAUCCAUGUGGCCCUCGCUCAGUGUCUCCUCACCUGCAACCCCUCCGCUCGCCACUACUUGCCAGAAACCCGAGAUGAAAAGUGACACCAGCUCCGAGUGAUCUUGGGCAAGUCAGGUCUCUCUACAGACUGUCUGCAGAAGGACGGCACUGGCUCAUUUAAAGAGUCAUCGAGCUCCCGUCUCUCACAGCCUCCAAUUCUGCCAAGAUGUGGAGAUCUGGAACCAAGGCCAUCCUGGCCUCCUGCGAGAACAGACUUGAUUAACCCCCAGUGCAGAUUCACUGAACCUCCUAGAAGGUCUGGGGUCAGGGGCCCAAGAGUUUUGAAACAAGUGCCCCAGGUGAUUCUGAUGCCCCAGAGAUUGAGAGCUGGUGGCUCCUGAGUAAGCCCAGGGAUCAGCGUUACCUAAGAUGAGAUAAUGGCUUCAGGUGGUCCUGCCAUCCCCGGUAUCUCCUGCCUCAGCCUCCUCCGUCGCCCAGUGCUUCAGCGCCCACUAGGCCUGAGAAAGAGACUUCUGAAGUCUACCCCACCCCACCUAGGUUCCCCAAGGCCCUGCCGCGCCCUGGGGAAUCAAGAGAGCAUUCGGUCCAAGGCUCCGUGGACAAAUGAUGGUCUUGGACAGAGGUCCACAAACCACAGUCUGUGGGCCAAAUCUUUAUUUUUGUAAAUAAACUUUUAGUGAAAAACA
Molecule: messenger RNA, 9171 nt
Organism: Orcinus orca (killer whale)
Lineage: Eukaryota; Metazoa; Chordata; Mammalia; Artiodactyla; Delphinidae
Gene: RHOF
Product: ras homolog family member F, filopodia associated
Exons: 8
Coding region: 6768-7748 (326 amino acids)
Biological process (GO): cell migration; small GTPase-mediated signal transduction
Molecular function (GO): GTP binding; GTPase activity
Source: RefSeq, a predicted model, not a curated record